Molecule: messenger RNA, 2037 nt
Organism: Alligator mississippiensis (American alligator)
Lineage: Eukaryota; Metazoa; Chordata; Crocodylia; Alligatoridae
Gene: AMTN
Product: amelotin
Exons: 10
Coding region: 151-1137 (328 amino acids)
Biological process (GO): positive regulation of enamel mineralization; odontogenesis of dentin-containing tooth
Cellular component (GO): basement membrane; cell-cell junction
Source: RefSeq, a predicted model, not a curated record
GUGGGAGUCAGUGACAUCUCAAAAAGGCAGGAGCUGUUUGAGAGAAACCUGUCAGAGACCAUUGUGACCUGGUCAAUCUGCUCACUUGUGUGGUGCAUCCUGGAAACAGAAGUAGAAGUUACUUGCUGCAGCAAGGUAGCAAUUCAAAGUAUGAAGACUGUAAUUCUGCUGCUUUGUCUCCUAGGAACAGCAUUUUCUUUACCAGUGCGACAAGCUGGAACACUUCCUGUGAGCAAUAGCAGAGAGAUACUGCAACUAAUGAGACUAUACAGCUCCUUGGGUAACAUUCCACAGCAGACCCAGCAACAGGUAAACCCUGGAUUGGGACUGCCACCAGCACAACUGCUUCCUGAUCAGACAGCAUUGCUAGCACAACAGGCAAAUCAGGUCUUCCCUACUUUAAAUUUCAUCCCAUUAACAAGGGUAUGGCCAUUUGGAGCAGAUAUCAAUCUAGUGAAUGGUGCAGCAGGAGGGGUGCCAAUUACACAGACACUGCCAACAGGAGCAGGUGGAGCGAAUACACAACAUCUGGUGCCGCAACAAGGAGUGCUUCCACUUAUACUAGGACAAAUGGGGCCACAGGGACUAGGUGUGAGCUCAGAGGAAAUGCAAACAGAUGCUCAGAUCCUCGCUGGAUUAAUUUUACUUGGAUUGCAAGGACUUCUCCAAGCAAAUCAGGCAGUGGCCAACUCAGAGGGCCUGGAUAUAGUUUUUCCAGCAGGACAGACAGGUGUGAAUCAGGGCUCUCCAGGUCAGCUACCAUCUCCUGAGGGUACAGCAGAUAUGUCUGGUGCAACUCUACCUGCAGGCAUCAAGAAGGGGUCACAAACCCCUGAGAGCAUCACUGAGGCAGCCAGUGGGGUGUACACCACUCCACCUGGCUUUAGACAGCUGGAUUCUGAACAAGUGACAGAUGCAAUUUUUGCAGAACCUGCCAUCUUGCUGAACAUGGAAGCAAAUGAAAUCCAGGCACCACCCACUACUGACAUUGGGACUGGAACAGUACAUUCUAUUAAUCUCCAUACACAAGGAUAUGAUAAUAAGAUAGGUGUAUCCCCUGUGAGAGGAGACAGAGCCCUCCCACUAGCUAACAUAGAUGUUAAAGCCCUGAGAGAGUAUAAGAGUAGAAGUGCCUAAUGGCAUGCCAUCCAUGUGUUCAUCAUAUAAAAAAAAAGUUCCUAUUUCUGUAAUUCUUAGUGCUAGUUCAAACCCAAUAACCACUGUAACACAGACAACAGGUUAAGAUGCAGCAAAAUCAGAUGAUGACCAUAGUUGGCAGCUUCCCUAUAUAUUUUAUUAACAGGGAAAUACAUACCUAAAGGCUGCACUUCAGUUUAUGUAUACAAAUAGCUAUCAAUUCAACUUCAUGCUUCAUAGAAAAGGCACUCCUACUUAUAGGAAUUGACUAGGAUGUUAAAGUCAAAUUUCCUAAUACAGUGGAAUUGAUUUUAAUUGUGAAGCUGCUCUCACAGACUCGACUAUCUUUUGGGAGCACAGCAUGCGUGAGUGAAAUCACACAUCCCCCAUAGAAUAUUUACAGUAACAGUGGCUAAUUCUGUGCUCUGUUAGAGUAAUCCAUGGGGCAUAACCCAUAAACAGCCUUGUAAAAUGUGUCAGGCAUAACAGCCCAGACACUUUGAGGCAUCUCCUUUAUAUUAAAAUCAUUGGGAGUUAGAUACCUUUGAGGACCUCAGCCAAUUCAGAUAGGUCUUCUGGGUAAGAAGUCUAUUAAGCACAAUAAGCCAGAUUCCAUAUUGGUGUAAACUGGUGUAACAGGAUGGCACUCAAUGGAAUUAUGCUUUUUAUAGUAGCUAAGGAUUUGGCACUUUUCCUGUGAGAGUAUAAAAUGGGACUUCAUUCAGCAAUCUGAUGGGCCAUAAAUUCUCCUUUCUCUAUCUGAAUUUUCAGAUUCUUGGGAGUUGUUAUUACUUUUAUGUCUGAACAUUUUUCAUAGGCAAGAGCAGUGAAGUAUAAAGCUAUGUACUCAAAUGCAAUAAAGCAGAAAAAGAUGCCAUAAUAAAGAUUCUUUAAAGGGCA